Zea mays is the source of this 756-nucleotide messenger RNA. Its product is annotated as actin-related protein 2/3 complex subunit 5A. NCBI's taxonomy places the organism in Eukaryota, Viridiplantae, Streptophyta, Magnoliopsida, Poales, Poaceae. Gene Ontology annotation, cellular component: Arp2/3 protein complex; actin cytoskeleton. Gene Ontology annotation, biological process: regulation of actin filament polymerization; Arp2/3 complex-mediated actin nucleation. The record is from RefSeq and is marked validated. Bases 81 to 491 code for a protein of 136 amino acids. The transcript has 4 exons.
AGAGCACCCAGCAGGCCAGGGCCAGCCGGCCAAAACACAGAAAAGCUAAACCCGACCUCCGCUCGCCGGCGCCCGGCAGGAUGGCUUCGUCGGCGGCGUACCCUGAUGCGGACGAGAACCUGGAGGCCAUCAUCACCCGCAUAGAGCAGAAGUCCCGAAAGAUCGAGACCCUUCUCAAGCAGUCGAAGCCGGUGGAGGCCCUAAAGACGGCGCUCGAGGGGUCACCGCUCAAGACCCGCGACGAGCGAUGCAAGUCGGCGAACUGGAUCGUGGUGCACCGCGCGUUGAUGGCGAUUAGGGACGUAGACGGCAUGUUCAACUCCCUGGAUCCCGAGUACUACGACAUCCUCAUGAAGUACCUUUAUAGAGGUUUAUCUACAGGGGAUAGGCCAACAUGUGACCAGUGCCUCAAAAUUCAUGAAAAACUGACUGAGAAGGCAGGCCUAGGCUGUAUAUUGCGAUCCCUUGCUGAUACUGUAAACACUGUAUGAACUUUGUCUCUGCUGCUGAUGGUGGAUAUUGCAAAGUUCUCUCCUGCUCUUUACAAUCACAUCAGGCAAACUACCUGUAGUUGUUAACUAGUUUUGCAUUGUGUCUUUCUUUGCCAUUAGGCAAUUUUAGUUAGCGUAUCAUUGUACCUUACUAGAAUGGCCGAACAAAAUGUGUAUUAUGUUGAUUUUCAAGUCUUUGUAUUAGGGGUGACACCGGACUCUAAAUUGUACUCUAUAAAAUUUAAGGAUGGGAUUAUGGGCUCUA